Messenger RNA from Mauremys reevesii (Reeves's turtle), 3931 nucleotides. It is a transcript of the gene GRHL3, whose product is annotated as grainyhead like transcription factor 3. The transcript is spliced from 20 exons. Gene Ontology annotation, molecular function: DNA-binding transcription activator activity, RNA polymerase II-specific; RNA polymerase II cis-regulatory region sequence-specific DNA binding. The record is from RefSeq and is a predicted model, not a curated record. Gene Ontology annotation, biological process: regulation of transcription by RNA polymerase II. Gene Ontology annotation, cellular component: nucleus. Bases 1313 to 3124 code for a protein of 603 amino acids. NCBI's taxonomy places the organism in Eukaryota, Metazoa, Chordata, Testudines, Geoemydidae.
CACCUGAUUGCUGACCUUUUAAAUCUGGGAGAGACCACCAGCUGCAGCCCAUAGAGGGUCAGUUUGAUUCUGAUUUCUUUAGGCCCUUCUCUUCUUCCUGGGGAACAUGUACCACUACCCGUCACUGAGUGACCCAUAGGUGCUACAUCACGUUUGUGGGAAAACGUCGGCGUGUUGGUCAAGAGGACAGGAUGCUUCUCGUGAGAAGAAAAACAAAGCCCACAGCAGCAGGAUGCCUGGUGCAGUGGAGCAGCUCAGCAUGGGCAGCAUCAUGGCUACCGGCCACCAGCCUGAGCCAGGACCUCGGUAAGUCUGUUGGACGGCCCCAGUAGUAGUACUGGCUACCUCAGCCUCCGCUGCCCCCUCCUGUGAACUCCGACAGCCUGAGAGAACUGGAGCAGAGACAACAAGAGGCAAAGGGUUCCCAGUGCAUGUUCCGCACGCCAGCAUCUCAAGCAGCGCUCCAAGCCUGACUCCAAGAUUGGCUUGCACCAACACGUCUCCUGGAAUCCUCGCCUGCCUUCCAUGCCCAGCUAACAUGCGUCACGCACUGAGCCCAUCCUUUGCCUGCUCCUUGCAACACGGAUGACAGAAACUAUCCAGCGAGAAUGGGAGCGCUCGAAUCCUCAAUGAGUUUUCUUUUAUUGCAUAAAGCUUUUGGCUGUUUACAACCAAGUUGCUACACAGCUAUUGCCAGGGAAGUCCUUUCAGGUUGUGGUAAAGCGGCAUUAUGCCUGGGCUACCCUUUGCCUUCCAUGUGUGUGCUGGAGCUGUGCUUUCAUUAUUAGUUCAGAAAACAGGACAGCAAUGCAUGAACAGUACGGGGAAAGGUUCUUCCAGAGCUCUUUUUCCCUAGCGGGCCCAGCAAAGCCAAUGGAAGGAUCCCCUGAUCCAGUGUGUUCUGACGUUGGAGGCCACGUGCUGCAGAGGAGUGCUGACACCUAGUAAAGUAACAUUUUUAAAAGAGGUUCACUGAAGAGGAAAAAACCACCAGUGACCUUAUGGGAAGGACGACUAGAGGAGGCAAGGAAAGGGGAGCCCAGGGUUAAUGUGUAAGUAAAAUGAUUGUAUCUUUCAAAAAUUGACAGGAAAAUAUGAAGCAUAAUUUACUGUGUGUGUGUGUGCUUCCAAAUAGACACAGCAAAGAGCAAAUCAGUCCCUGGCUUCAUGAGAAAGACAGAUGCUCCGGUUUGGCUCUGCAGCGUAAGAAAUGCAUUCCUGAUACUGAAUGCCAUGUCUGUAGUUAGCAGGUACUAGAGGAGAGAAGUCAUCAGAAUUUGCUGUCUGCAAAGAUUUGGAAACCUGGGGAAACAUGUCUAAUGAACUUGAUUUCAGGUCCAUGUGCUUCCUGAAGAACGACAGCAUGAGCUUCCCGAAAUUCCCCUACACCAGUGAAGACGAAGCCUGGAAAAGCUACCUGGAGAACCCCCUGACAGCCGCCACUAAGGCCAUGAUGAGGGUGAACGGAGACGACGACAGCGUAGCUGCCCUGAGCCUCCUCUAUGACUACUACAUGGUCCCAAAGGAGAAGAGGAUCCUUCCACCUGGUAUGAUGGGACGCAAUGAACUGGGAAAAAGGAACUGUCACGGAAUGGAGUAUGACCCCGAGAUCUCAUCCUUCGAGGGCUCUGCCCACCUCAUGAAGCUCCUGGCCGAAAACGCUUCUGGGACCCAAGAAUAUUCCGACCUGCCCAAGAAAAAUGGCUUGAGUCUAGAGGGUGUCCCCGUGCCCCUCAAGCCGGCCAUCCUGCUGCCCAGCACCAGCAAGCUGGAGCCCUCCCCCGAAAACUACGCCAUCGCCUCGGGGGAUGUGUACGACAAUGGCUCGCUGAGCUCCCUCUUCGAAACCAUCCAUGUGGUGCCGCAGCAGCAGAGGUGGCAGCCAGACAGCACUUUCAAAGAUGAUCCGCAGGAGUCACUGCUCUUCGGUGAUAUCCUCAAAUCCCAGCCAGACCAGCCAUGCUCCGAGGGUUACCCUGCUGAUGGCGCGAAGAGGAGUGACUUUGAAUAUACCCUGGGCUCCCCCAAAGCCAUUCACAUCAAAUCUGGGGACUCGCCCAUGGCCUACCUCAACAAAGGACAGUUCUACCCAGUCACCCUGAGGACAGCUGGAGACGGCAAAUGUUUACACUUGUCCUCGAAUAAAGUGAAGAGCACUGUGAUGGUCGUUUUUGACAAUGAAAAGAAUCCAACGGAGCAGCUAAAGUUCUGGAAGCACUGGCAUUCGCGCCAGCCGACUGCCAAGCAGAGAGUCAUUGACGUUGCCGACUGUAAAGAAAACUUCAACACAGUGCAGCACAUUGAGGAGAUUGCAUACAACGCCUUGUCCUUCGUGUGGAAUGCUAACGAAGAAGCAAAGGUUUUUAUUGGGGUGAAUUGCCUGAGUACAGACUUCUCCUCCCAGAAAGGAGUGAAGGGCGUCCCUUUAAACCUCCAGAUCGACACCUAUGACUGUGGCCCUGGGACAAGCCGGCUGGUGCACCGAGCCGUCUGCCAGAUCAAGAUCUUCUGCGAUAAGGGAGCAGAGAGGAAAAUGCGGGACGAUGAGCGCAAGCAGUUCAGAAGGAAAGGGAAAUGUGUGGACUCCAAUAACAACGGUUUGAAAGGCUGUUUGCUGUCUGGCUUUCGAGGGAACGAAAUCACAUUCCUCAGGCCAGAGUCGGAUUUAGAAACCGAGCCAGUCUUGUUUAUUCCAAAUGUCCAUUUUUCAAAUUUUCAGAGAUGUGGUGUGAUGCUUCCUGCUGCUGCUGUUCCUAACAAUGUAAACAGGUUGCCAUUAAAACGGAGCUGUCCCUCGUUCUCGGACGAGUUUGAUCCUUCACCUUCCAAACUAGCCAAAGAAGAAGAUGCCAAGAGAGUCUUGCUGUAUGUGCGGAGGGAAUCCGAGGAAGUAUUCGAUGCUCUCAUGUUGAAGACACCAGAUCUCCAAGGACUCAGGAAUGCUAUUUCAGAAAAAUAUGGGCUGCCUGAAGAAAGCAUCUAUAAAGUCUAUAAAAAGUGCAAACGAGGCAUCUUGGUGAACAUGGAUAACAACAUCAUCCAGCACUACAGCAACCACAUGGCUUUUUUACUGGACAUAGUGGAAGCAGAGGACAAAAUCCAGAUCAUCCUCAAGGAGCUCUAAAGAUCCCAGGGCUGCACUUACGCUGGGACUUCUCUCCCGAAGCCGGCGAGCUGGACCCAAACGGGACACAACCUCACGCCAUGCCUCAUUGCCGGUACUUGAACACGUUCCCCUGGGGAGGAGACGCUCAGCGCGAGGAAGUGCUUGGACAAUCCAUUCUCAAUGUGAACGUGGAACUUCUCGCCGUUGAAUUUAUUAUUAUUAAUUAUUAUUAUUAUUAUUAUUUGUAUUUUGUAUUUUCUUUCCCCCAGGCAACAGGUCGGAGCUUCUGUUUCACGGUUGGGAUAGCAGAUCUGCUAAUAGGGUUGUCCAAUGGCAGCCUACACACGGACAAACAAAUGCUUUUGUUCACCCCUUGUCUUGGUCUGUUGCUGAAUCGACCACAGGCAGCAGCUUUCUACUAAACCGUCAGUCAUGCAGAACCUUCAAACAGAGCUAAUCCCGGCCGGCAGCUCCUCGUUCCAAAGAGACUUUCUCAGAUGCAUUGAAACAUGGCUGCUAAACAGAUGCUGCCGGCUCUGGGCACGGCCCCUCCACCUCACCCCGGAUGUAAAUACCACGCGUCAGCCAUUUGUUUUAUACGUUUCUAAUGUACCCUUCCUUUUAUAUUUUGUAUAUGUAUAAAUAUGCCUCGUUUUAUAUUUGACCCAGCACCGGGACACUGAGAGCAUUUCAAAACCGGGCUGCUUCACAUUUCCCCGGGAACUUGUUUUUAUAACCGUGUUGUUGGGUUUUUUGUAUAGUCCGUAGCAAUAAAGGUUCGGAGAUGGAAAGUUGAAGUGUUCUUGCCAAACUCGGUGGGGCUUG